AUGCGACAACUUGUGAAGCAUUUGAAAGUAAAAAGAAGUAUUGAAGCAGUUUUCACUGGUGGGCCUAUUGUCUGGAGUCCAGAUGGCAAAACAAUAUUCUCUAUCUGUACUAAUGUAGUGAAAGCUUUAAACUUGGAUAAUAACCUAGAGUCGUAUACAAUUGGUGAUCCCGAAGAUGUAGUUAGAAUCACAUGCAUUUGCCUUGAUGAUGAUCGCCAGCGAUUGGUUGUAGCUUAUAAUAAUUUCAUGGUUAGAGAGUAUACUCUACCACAAUCUCCUGGCGACAAACCAGAAGUGGCUAGAAUGUGGAAAAGUAACCAUGAAGCUAUAAUUACUCGCAUGAGGUUCAACUCUGAUUAUACUUUGCUAGCUACUGGCUCUGCAGAUUAUAAUGUUAAAGUUUUCGAUAUGAACAACCAACAUUGUACUCAUAACUUCAAAGGAAAAAGUGUGGUCACCUCUAUAUGUUUUACCAAAAACGAUAGAAUGUUUGUGGGGUACAUGGAUGGAGUUGUUAACAUGUUUGAUUUGAUCAAAGGAGCCUUAGAAAAACUCAUUCAUAGUUGGACGAACCAUAACAGUCAAAUCACGGAGAUUGUUGAAUUAAAAGAUCGUCGUGUUGUUGCUCUCUCUCGAGACCAGUCAUAUUCAAUUCUCGAAAUUGAAACUAGGGAAGUAUUGAAGAUUUUACCAGUUUUCGAGCCCAUCGAGGCCGCAGUUUUAGCUCAUAAUGGUAAUUUAGUAACUGUAGGAGAAGAGGGAGUCAUGAAAGAAUGGAUUGUGGGUACUGGUAAACUUAUAAGACAGAAAAAAGUUUCAAAUGAUCGUCUCAUGGGUUUAAUCUAUAAUCCAUUGAAAAAUGAGCUGCUCUCAACUUCUGAAAAUGAAAAUAUUUUUGUUCUCACUUUUGCCGAUUUGAAGCUGAAACGUCAAAUUGUCGGAUUCAGUGAUGAAAUUUAUACCUGUUGUUUAAUUGGAAAAGAUCAAUCCCAUCUCGUAGUCGGGUCAAAUACUAAAGAAUUGAGACUGUACAAUACAACAACGUGGGAUUGUCAACUAAUAUCAGGCCAUACGGAAAGUAUCCUUAGUGUUAGUUGUGCUGAUUGGGACAAAACUAUCAUCGCAUCAGCUUCAAAGGACUCUUCAGUCAUUUUAUGGAAACUCACUGCUGGUUCGGAAGAAACCCCAUCUACCUUGCAACCAAUCUCUGUUGCAACUGGACAUACAGGAUCUGUUAACUCCGUUAAAUUUUCUCAUUCUGCUAAACAACCUUUCUUCUGCUCUGUGUCCGCUGACACAACUGUCAAGCUAUGGUCACUAGGAAGUAACCCUCUGAAACCCACAACAUUAGAUAAGGCGUCAAAACUUAUCAGUUCGUCCACCUUCGUAGCUCAUGCAAAGGAUGUAACCUGCUUGGACAUCUCUUUAACUGACUCUAUUAUAGUCACUGGAGGUAUGGAUAAGCUUGCCAAGCUGUGGCAGAUCGAUGACAAGAAAAUGCAUCUUGGAAUAGCUGGUAACCUGUCUGGGCAUAGAAGAGGUCUUUGUGACGCCAAAUUUGCUCCAAACGCGCAGAGAGUUGCAACAUGUGGUGGAGAUUUGACCGUCAAGCUUUGGUGUCUGAAUGAGCGCACUUGUCUUCAAACAUUCAGUGGACACAACUCAUCUGUCUUCAAUGUAUUGUUUGUUAACCAUGGCAGUCAAUUGUUAUCAGCCGACGGUGAGGGAAUCAUCAAAAUUUGGACGAUAGCAACUGGUGAAACUGAAAACUCGAUUGAAGCUCAUGCUGACAGAGUAUGGUGUAUGUCAAGCAACGCAGAUGAAUCGGAAUACAUCACAGCCAGCUCUGAUGGAAAGAUUUCUAUCUGGACGGAUAUUUCACAAGAAGUACAGCGUGAAGAAGAGAAUAAGUUACGCCAAAAACUCCAAGAAGAACAAACUUUGAAUAACCUGUUAGAGCAAGAUCGUUACCAAGAAGCUUUAGAAUUCGCACUUGGACUUGUACGUCCGUUCUGUGCCUACAAAGUCAUUGACACCUUGAUUGAAAGAGGAGAAAUCCGAGAGGCCUUGGAGAAGCUGGAUCAGCACAAGUCACAGGUCCUUCUUGACUUUACGACCCGAUGGAACACGAAUAGUAAGACUUCACAGUUGGGACAAACAGUCAUCUAUCAUAUGCUGCAUAUUCAUCAUCCCGAUGAGCUGUUGAAGUUGCCUAAUAUCACCGCGGUUGUGCAAUCUUUGAUACCUUAUACUAGGAGACAUAUGGAGAGAAUAAACAAAUCCAGACAGGAUGUUACCUUGUUAGAGUUUACCUGGGACCAAAUGAGAUUGAAUUAG
Molecule: messenger RNA, 2337 nt
Organism: Auanema sp. JU1783
Lineage: Eukaryota; Metazoa; Nematoda; Chromadorea; Rhabditida; Rhabditidae
Source: the annotation of a GenBank genome assembly